AUGGUAAAGAAAAGAAUAAAGAAUGGUAGCGGAAAGGAGCAAGAUGACGAUGAAGGGAAACUUGAGGUGGAUGUCGAAAUCUCUACUCAAGAAGAAGAAAAUGAUGAAAAACACACUAGAGGUGACGGCCAAGACAAAGCGAAAGAUGAGCAGAUAAGUAUACGCAGCCCUAUCCAAAAAAAUAUAGAAGAAGUUGAUAAACCCUCUCAAAAGGAAAGUCAACUGAUUGAAGUCAGCCCAAAUGUUGGCAAAGAUGCAAGGCAAGAAUUCGAUAGCUCUGGCGAGGCAGAAAAUGAUGCUACAAAGGCAGAUAUUACAAGCACAGAUAGCAAAGCACCUGCAGAUGAUAAGCAGGAGGAAGACUUGUCACUCAAGAUAAGUCAAGGUCCUUUCAGAAUCUCCACAUUAUUAGAUAAUGUACCAUCGAACUUGACGUACACAUGUUGUGAAGCUUACGACAAUCACAUAUUCUUAGGGACAACUACUGGUGACCUUUUGCAUUAUUUUGAACUAGAACGUGGAAAUUAUAUGCUUGUAUCCCAGACAAAAUUUGAUGCAGAAUCGAAUUCGAAGAUAGAGAAAAUUCUGCUUCUACCCAAAGUAGAAGGUGCAUUGAUAUUAUGCAAUAAUGAGCUGGUAUUAUUCAUUCUUCCAGAAUUUGCACCAAGACCUAAUACGACGAGACUUAAAGGUAUAAACGAUGUUGUUAUCUGUAAUUUUUCUCGGAGCUCAAAGGCUUACAGAAUAUAUGCCUUUCAUGCAGAGGGAGUAAGACUACUCAAAAUAUCAGCAAACUCACUUAUACUUGCCAAAACCUUUGAUUUCAAACUCAUAGAUAAGGCGUGCGCACAUGAAGAAACGUUAAUGAUUUCAAAGCUAAAUAAUUACGAACUUAUUAACCUGAAGUCGUCGCAGGUAAUUCCAUUGUUUCGAAUAAGUGAAACUGAUGAAGAAUUGGAACCUAUAAUAACUACUUUUAAUGAAGAGAACGAAUUUCUUGUUUGUUCUGGGGGAGGUUCAUACGAAAGUGGUGCUAUAGCUUUGGUGGUAAAUCAUCAGGGGGAUAUAAUAAAAGGAACGAUUGUGCUGAAGAAUUAUCCAAGAAAUGUAACUGUGGAGUUUCCUUACAUCGUCGUAGAGUCAGGCUUCCAGUCAGUUGAUAUAUAUUCAGCUUUGCCCAAUGAAGAAUCACAACUAUUGCAAAGUAUAACUAGUCCCAUAUCAGAUUUGAAAAUCUCAAAGACAGAUAAAAUAUUCACUAAUGUAAAUAGUUCCGAAGAUUUUAAGAUGAAGCUAUUCAAUAAAUUGCGACUACAGCCCCUAACACAUAGCGACAAUAAGUUUAGAAUAGAAAGAGAACGCGCGUUCGUCGAAAAAUCCUAUGAAGAAAAGACUUCUUUGAUCAUUUAUAAUAGUUUUGGGAUCCAUUUAUUAGUACCGACACCUAUGGUGUUGAGCUUUACAUCCUGUGAAGAGUCUGAGAUUGAUAAUAUUGAAGAUCAACUGAAAAAGCUUGCGAAAAGGAAAAUAACAACGUUUGAAAAAAUAGAAGCGAACUAUCUAAUGUCUCUCUUACUAUUUCUAAUGAUGCUACAUUAUGAUCACAUAGAAGACGAGGUAAUGAAAAAGUGGUGCGACUUUUCUGAUAAAGUUGAUAUCAGAAUAUUGUUUUACCUGUUUGACUGGAAAGUCUAUAGCGAAAUCUGGUGUUUUCAUGGGUUAGUGGAUAUAAUCGAGAGGUUAAAGAGUCUGAAACUCAGUAAUAAAUGUGAGAAUCUCAUAAAAAUGAUUUUGAUGAUGAAAUCAAAAUUAAAGAAAAGGGAAAGAACUGGACUCUUAGCAAACGAUUUCGAUGACAUCAUGAAAACCAUCGAUAUAACUUCAUUCAAUCUACGAUUGAGGGCAAAGCAAACCGUAUCCAUAGAUAUGUUUGAACAUGAAAGUUAUGACGAAAUCAUCAAGGAGAUUAAUUUACGUGGGGAUGAACUUCCAAGAAGAAACUUACUAAUUCAAAUAUAUAAAGAGAAAGGAAAUUUUUUGGAACCGUUGAACCUUUUGAAGAAAGCUAAUGAUUAUGAGUCACUAAUUUCAUUCAUUGAAGAAAAUAUCAAGAACCUUCCUGAAGACUAUGUCAAAGAAACAUUAAUCGAUGAUCUUAUUCUCAUUCUUAGACAAAAUAAUGAAAACACGGAGGAAGGUAAAAUUGAACAAAUUCUUAAAAUAUUAACUAUGGCAGGUGUAAAUAAGAAUGAAUUUUUGGACAGAAUACCGGAAGAGGAUAUAUCCUUGAGAGUAUCAUUUAUAGAGAAAUUGGGCGUUCAAAAUAGUAACGAUUCAAAAUUUCUGUUCAACUAUUAUUUAACAAAGCUACGAGAGAUAAUCAGCCAAGACAAAAUAUGGUCUAUUCUUGAGCAUUUCAUUGAAGAGUACAAAGAUGACUUGGAGUAUGACAAGACAGAUAUAACAAACUUCAUUAACAUCAAGUUAAAACACACCCUCACAUGCGAAAGGUUCUCAAAAUAUUAUGAGAAAUGUGAGAUUUUAAAACUGGAAAAAAAAGAAGAUGAGGCAUUUAUCAAAUUUACCUUCGAUGAAAUUUCAAAAAUUGAUAAGGAACAUGUAUUGAGCCUUUUAUUCUUCUCCAAUGAUUUGAUGAAUUGGAUUUCUUCCAAAGAAUUGCUAAAAAUAUUUCUGUCAUUUAAUGAUUUCAGAAGCGUAGAAAAAUUGACGGGCAAGCAGGAUUUGAUUGCCGUCAUGACAAGAUAUCUAGAGAUAUCUCCCUCGAACUAUUCUAUUGAUUUAGUAACCAAUUUACUGCGAAGAAAUUUUGAACUUUUGGAUGACGUAGAAACGCAAUUAAUGGUCUUUAAAACUAUACCUUCUGUUUUUCCUUUACAAUCAAUAUCUGAAUCACUCUUGAAGAUAAUUAUCCAGUACCAAGUAAAGAAAGAGGAAUCUAACUUACGAAAGUCUUUGUUAAAAAAUCAAAUCUCCAUUUCUGACGAAGUAAGUCGAAAUUUUGAAAAUCCAGAAUGA
Molecule: messenger RNA, 3036 nt
Organism: Saccharomyces kudriavzevii IFO 1802
Lineage: Eukaryota; Fungi; Ascomycota; Saccharomycetes; Saccharomycetales; Saccharomycetaceae
Gene: VPS3
Product: CORVET complex subunit VPS3
Exons: 1
Coding region: 1-3036 (1011 amino acids)
Biological process (GO): endosomal vesicle fusion; vesicle-mediated transport; autophagy
Cellular component (GO): fungal-type vacuole membrane; cytoplasm
Source: RefSeq, a predicted model, not a curated record